AGUUCCAGAUUCAAAAUUGAAAGUGAGCGUAAUCAAAGGGCGGAGAGCCGAGGUGCAUUAGCGUUAGGUUAACGCUUUCAUUCAAAACGCCGAGCUUCACACCCUUCCAAGUUCCAAUAUAAACCCUCGCUUGCUUCUGUACUCUCUCCUACACUCGUACUCCUUCUCUCAGAUCAUUUGCUAUUCUCUUCAAACCAACGCAGCAUCGCUAUACUCUCCAUUUCAUGGUAAUGGCUUUGCCCAAUCAGCAAACCGUGGAUUACCCCAGUUUCAAACUCGUAAUCGUCGGUGAUGGUGGCACAGGAAAGACAACUUUUGUGAAGAGGCAUCUCACUGGGGAAUUCGAAAAGAAAUAUGAACCAACCAUCGGCGUGGAAGUUCACCCAUUGGACUUUUUCCCAAACUGUGGAAAGAUUCGAUUCUACUGCUGGGAUUCUGCUGGACAGGAGAAGUUUGGUGGCCUCAGAGAUGGAUAUUAUAUCCAUGGGCAAUGUGCAAUUAUCAUGUUUGAUGUUACUGCUCGUCUAACGUACAAAAAUGUCCCAACGUGGCAUCGUGAUCUCUGUCGGGUCUGUGAGAAUAUCCCGAUUGUUCUCUGCGGUAACAAGGUUGAUGUCAAGAACAGGCAAGUGAAGGCAAAGCAGGUUACUUUCCACAGGAAGAAGAAUUUGCAGUACUAUGAGAUAUCUGCUAAGAGCAACUACAACUUUGAAAAGCCUUUCCUGUAUUUGGCCAGGAAACUUGCAGGCGAUCCUAACUUGCACUUUGUAGAAUCUCCUGCAUUGGCUCCACCUGAAGUUCAAAUUGAUUUAGCUGCCCAACAACAGCAUGAAGCUGAGCUUGCUGCAGCUGCUAGUCAGCCCCUUCCUGACGAUGAUGAUGACACUUUUGAGCUUGCUAUUGUCUUCAGCCCAACGCAGGAUCGAUUUACUCACCAUUUCAUGGCUUUGCCCAAUCAGCAAACCGUGGAUUAUCCCAGUUUCAAGCUCGUAAUCGUCGGUGAUGGUGGCACAGGAAAGACAACUUUUGUGAAAAGGCAUCUCACUGGGGAAUUCGAGAAGAAAUAUGAACCAACCAUCGGCGUGGAAGUUCACCCAUUGGACUUUUUCACAAACUGUGGAAAGAUUCGAUUCUACUGCUGGGAUACUGCUGGACAGGAGAAGUUUGGUGGCCUCAGAGAUGGAUAUUAUAUCCAUGGGCAAUGUGCAAUUAUCAUGUUUGAUGUUACUGCUCGUCUGACAUACAAAAAUGUCCCUACAUGGCACCGUGAUCUUUGUCGGGUCUGUGAGAAUAUCCCGAUUGUUCUCUGCGGUAACAAGGUUGAUGUCAAGAACAGGCAAGUGAAGGCAAAGCAGGUUACUUUCCACAGGAAGAAGAAUUUGCAGUACUAUGAGAUAUCUGCUAAGAGCAACUACAACUUUGAAAAGCCUUUCCUGUAUUUGGCCAGGAAACUUGCAGGCGAUCCUAACUUGCACUUUGUAGAAUCUCCUGCAUUGGCUCCACCUGAAGUUCAAAUUGAUUUAGCUGCCCAACAACAGCAUGAAGCUGAGCUUGCUGCAGCUGCUAGUCAACCCCUUCCUGACGAUGAUGAUGACACUUUUGAGUAGAGGUCUUGUGUGUUUGUGGACUGUCCCGAUUGCUGGUAUUUGUAUGCUACUGUAUGUGCUUUUGGGGGAUUGUAUCGGCAUUUAUGGACGUGAAUUCGAUGAUCUGAAUUCAAUCAUUAUGAUAUUUUAUUUGCUUAAAUUGAAAAUCUCCGUUGACUAAAGAUUUCA
Molecule: messenger RNA, 1775 nt
Organism: Cajanus cajan (pigeon pea)
Lineage: Eukaryota; Viridiplantae; Streptophyta; Magnoliopsida; Fabales; Fabaceae
Product: GTP-binding nuclear protein Ran-3
Biological process (GO): protein import into nucleus; ribosomal subunit export from nucleus
Cellular component (GO): nucleus; cytoplasm
Molecular function (GO): GTPase activity; GTP binding
Source: RefSeq, a predicted model, not a curated record